Molecule: messenger RNA, 390 nt
Organism: Temnothorax curvispinosus
Lineage: Eukaryota; Metazoa; Arthropoda; Insecta; Hymenoptera; Formicidae
Exons: 2
Source: RefSeq, a predicted model, not a curated record
CAAAACAUGGCUUAUGUAUAAAUCAUUUUAAUCCGAAACAUGUUAUGAAAGAAAGUAUACGCGCAGGAUACGAGCUUCAGUCUACACGUUUACGACAUGGGACUGUUCCUUCUAUUUUUUCUUGGCAGAGUAAAUUUCAGGAACAUGUUAAUGUGAAAGAAAAAGAAAAUGAGAGGGAUAAUACAGAAGACUUUACACCAGUCAUAUCUGAAGCGUCAAACAAUGUACAAGAUGAUAGUCUCCAGCAAGGUCAAAAUUCUGAUACAACUGGAUUUUUCACGGAUAAAAAUGUAUCAACGCCUUUAAAUGAAGAAACUCAUAUUUCAGUGGAAGUUUAUAAUUAUGCUGAAAUGGAGCUUUUGACAAGCAAUAUAAAUGUUUAUGAAGAAA